AUGGCGGCGCUGCAGGAGAAGAAGUCGUGCAGCCAGCGGAUGGAGGAGUUCCAGCGCUACUGCUGGAACCCGGACACGGGGCAGAUGCUGGGCCGGACGCUGUCUCGCUGGGUGUGGAUCAGCCUCUACUAUGUGGCUUUCUAUGUCGUGAUGACCGGACUCUUCGCCCUGUGCAUUUACACGCUCAUGUGCACGAUUGACCCAUAUACACCUGACUACCAAGACCAUCUAAAGUCACCAGGGGUGACCCUGAGGCCAGACGUCUAUGGGGACAAGGGCCUGGACAUCUCCUACAACGUCUCCGACAACAGGACCUGGGUGGGCCUCGUGCACGCGCUGCACGGCUUCCUGGCAGGCUACUCGCCAGAGUCCCAGCAGGACAGCAUCAACUGCACCUCCGAGAAGUACUUCUUCCAGGAAAGCUUCAGGGCCCCGAACCACACCAAGUUCUCCUGCAAGUUCACAGCAGACAUGCUGCGAAACUGCUCGGGCCUGGUGGACCCCAACUUCGGCUUCGCGGAGGGCAGGCCGUGCUUCGUGAUGAAAAUGAACAGGAUCGUCAAGUUCCUCCCCAGCAACAGCACGGCGCCCAGGGUAGACUGCGCCUUCCUGGAGCAGCACCGGGACGCCCGGCCCCUGCAGGUGGAGUACUACCCGCCCAACGGCACCUUCAGCCUCCACUACUUCCCCUACUAUGGGAGCAAAGCGCAGCCCCACUACAGCAACCCUCUGGUCGCCGCGAAACUUCUCAACGUCCCCAGAAACACGGAGGUCGUCAUCGUGUGCAAGGUCCUGGCCGAUCAUGUGACGUUCGACAACCCCCACGAUCCCUACGAGGGGAAGGUGGAGUUCAAGCUCAAAAUCCAGCAGUAG
Molecule: messenger RNA, 873 nt
Organism: Hyaena hyaena (striped hyena)
Lineage: Eukaryota; Metazoa; Chordata; Mammalia; Carnivora; Hyaenidae
Gene: ATP4B
Product: ATPase H+/K+ transporting subunit beta
Exons: 7
Coding region: 1-873 (290 amino acids)
Biological process (GO): sodium ion export across plasma membrane; intracellular sodium ion homeostasis; intracellular potassium ion homeostasis
Cellular component (GO): sodium:potassium-exchanging ATPase complex
Molecular function (GO): ATPase activator activity
Source: RefSeq, a predicted model, not a curated record